AUGGCUGGCAUACCGUUGAUGUAUGCUCAAGAAGAUUGUGAGCUAGGAGGAAAGGACAAUAUUGAGGAUGACUUUGCUUACCGCAACAAUGUUUUAAAUGCGGACAAGGAAAUCAGGCUCGGCUUUAUUCGUAAGGUGUAUGGAUUGCUGACUGUACAACUAUUAGCAACAGUUGCCAUAGCAGGAGUGUUCCUUCUUGUAAAACCUGUGCAGUUGUUUAUUCAUCAAAAUGACUGGAUGGUACUUCUUUCCUUUAUCAUGAGCAUGGGGAUUUUGUUAGCCCUCAUAGUCAAGAGGAGAGAUUAUCCCACAAAUUUGUAUUUACUCGCUGCAUUUACUGUCGUACAAGCAUAUACUAUUGGUGUAGUAGUUUCCUACUGCGACACUCUAGUGGUGCUCCAGGCCCUGGCUAUAACAUUUACUGUUGUAUUUUCUUUGACCCUCUUCACACUGAACACCAAACGUGAUUUCUCGUUCGUUGGCUAUGGCCUUGUUGCUGCAUUAUGUGUGCUCAUUAUUGGAGGUAUCAUCCAAAUCUUCCUGCAAAGCUCCUUGUUCGAGAUUGCUUUGUCAUCUGUGGGUGCAAUCUGCUUCAGCCUGUUUCUGAUCUUCGACACACAACAGAUGAUGACCGUACUUUCCCCCGAAGAAUACAUCCUCGCCACCAUAAAUCUUUACAUGGACAUCUUGAACCUGUUCCUAUACAUCUUGAGAAUCCUGUCAGAAUUGAACAGGAAUUAA
Danaus chrysippus (African queen) is the source of this 741-nucleotide messenger RNA. The record is from the annotation of a GenBank genome assembly. NCBI's taxonomy places the organism in Eukaryota, Metazoa, Arthropoda, Insecta, Lepidoptera, Nymphalidae.